Fonsecaea erecta is the source of this 2499-nucleotide messenger RNA. RefSeq lists its product as hypothetical. Gene Ontology annotation, cellular component: endoplasmic reticulum; Golgi apparatus. The transcript has 2 exons. Lineage: Eukaryota; Fungi; Ascomycota; Eurotiomycetes; Chaetothyriales; Herpotrichiellaceae. The record is from RefSeq and is a predicted model, not a curated record. The coding region runs from base 1 to 2499 and encodes 832 amino acids.
AUGACCUCCAAACCGGGCUCGAGAUGGAAUUUCCUGCAGCAGGCCGUCGCCUCAGUCGAGUCGAGACUGGAUGACAUCCUCGCCGAAGAGGGCGAUCGUCCAAAGCGACCACACACCCCAGCCCACACCAAGAAACCUUCCUCCGAUUUGUCUAGAAGCAGCAGCACUGCCUCCGCCUCCAAUGAUCGACUCCAGGAACGGCUCGCUCGGGCGAUGGCGAAGAAAAGUCUCAGUCGUACGGAAAGUCCAAUUCCUUCCCAAGAACAAUCGUCGAGGCCAGGUUCGCGAGGAGGUGAUGCGCCGACUUCGGUGUCAGACAUGGCAAAAGUGGCAGAUCCGUCUCCGUCGGAGUGCGACCAGACAAAUCAUGAGCUACGAAAUUCUAGUGAUAUGGGCGAGAACAUGAGGCAGGAAGCGGGGAGUGACAAAGCAAUAUCAGUGACCGCGCCCACGGACGAGCCAGAACGACAUAGAAUGGCUACCGCGCUUGUGGAACACCCACAUAUGGAUUCAGCACGGCCUUCAGCAGAAAUACUGAGAGAUGAUCAGACUGUGUCGAGCAGGAUGUCUGAAGAAGUGCAGCGAACCAGUGAGGACGAUGGAUCAAAGCCCGCUAAGGACGAGGCGGUGGAAAUGCAGGAAGAAAUGAAUACGUACCUCGAACGUGUCGAUGCACUCCGAAGAAAUCUUGAGAGAUUAGGACAAGAAGUCGCCGAAUCAGCUCAAAAGGCAGCCGACUCUGCGAGACAAGCAGCUUCUUCGGCAGAGGCAGGAAGUCUUGAGCAGAAGAUCUCUCGAAAGGAUGAGGAGAUAGCUCUCCUGAUAGAAGAAGGCACCAGAUGGUCAAAGACGGAAAUGGAUCUUCGAAGCAUGCUGAAGAAAGUUCGAUCUCAAGCGCUGACCAAUGCCAAAGAACAAGAAGCUGCAAGACUACGCGCAGACCGAGCUGAACGUGCGCUGAGAGCUAUGGAGGACCGAGCCAGAAAAGCUGAAGCUGCGAGCAAGCGUGUAGAGCAAACUCUCGCUACACAUGCGAUCGCGGCAAAGGACCUUGAAGCAAUGCGGAAAGAGCGAGAUGCAUUGAACGCCACAGUAGCGGAAAUGAGAUCACAACUGUCCAAAGCCACGUCGCGGGCUGAGGCCGCCGAGAGCAAAGUGCAAUCCGAACAGUUGGAGAAGGAAAGGCGGAAAAUCGUCGAGCUGCAAGACGAUUUGACUGUUGCCAAAGUCGAGCGUGAAAUAUCGGAGGAGAAACUACGGAAGGAGAUCCAAGCCUUACGACACGACCUGGAGAAGCAGAAAGAGCAAACGCGCAUCAUGGAGAGCGAGAUGUUGAAUGAGCAAGCCGCCCUGGAAAGCAAGCUCGAGGCUUUCCGUGUUCGAGCUGAAGAGGCAACCUCAGCAGACCACGGCCAUGCCCAAGCCAAACUUCUCCGGCAAAUCGAAAUAUUACAGACUCAAUAUACCACUGCGAGCCAGAACUGGCAAGGGAUCGAGAGUUCCCUUGUGGGUCGGAUCACGGCCUUGGAAAAAGAGCGUGAUGAGGUUGUGGCAAGAGAGGCAGAGCUGCGGAAGAAAUUACGAGAUGCGACGCUGAAGUUGAAAAAUGCGGAGAGGGAGCUGGCUAGCACUCAAAGCAACUAUGCGGACAUGGAUAAGUCAAUGGCGGAUGCAAUCGAGGAAACACGGCGACUGCAACGAAAAGUAAGUCAGCUUGAGGCGGACUUGGCCCACGCUUCCAACGAGCUUGAGGAGCAGAAGGCGAAUUCGGAGAAGGAACUGCAACGGAGGAUUGACGAGGAGAAAGCGAAAUGGACCGCAGCUUUGCAUAUCCAACGCACCGAUUCUCCAGCGGCGUCAAUCCGCAAAAACUCGGGCCUGGGAUUCGACAUCAAUCAUCUCAUGAGCCCGACUCAGUAUGAACGGGGCAGCAGUCGGCGACCUUCCAUCAUGCCCAACACCUUCGACGCGAACACUCCGCCUCGUCAACACUCUACGACAUCUUUCCGUGGUCUGGCAAACGGCUCCGUUGUAGAGACGCCGUCGGUGGUGACGUCGAUGGAUGCAGACGAGUAUUUUGCGAAUGUUCCACCCACGCCCAUGACCACCAGCCACCACUCACAGCGCGGAGGCUUGAACGACCUCAUCUCGACCUCAACCGUUGGCGCUGGCCCUUCUGUGCAAUUGGUCGAACGGAUGUCGGCCAACGUUCGUCGACUCGAGAGCGAAAAGGCCGCCUCGAAAGACGAGCUGGCCCGCCUCACCACCCAGCGCGACGAGGCCAGGCAGGAAGUCGUCAGCCUGAUGCGCGAGGUCGAGGCGAAGCGGAAGAUCGAGGAACGGCUGGAAGCGCUCGAGAAGGAGCAUGCCAGUCUCAGUGCAAGACACCAGACCACACUAGAGUUGCUGGGGGAGAAGAGCGAGCAGGUAGAAGAGCUGAAGGCCGAUAUCGUGGAUGUCAAGCAGAUGUAUCGACAGUUGGCGGAUACGAUGAAAUGA